This is a messenger RNA of Menidia menidia (Atlantic silverside), 1639 nucleotides long. NCBI's taxonomy places the organism in Eukaryota, Metazoa, Chordata, Actinopteri, Atheriniformes, Atherinopsidae. The record is from the annotation of a GenBank genome assembly.
AACCAUAUCAAUUUUGAUUACGGCAGUUGGAUUUUGGCAUCAGCUGUGGUGGCGUCAUCCUCUAAAUAUCCUUCUAGAUAUCAGCACACUCAGGCCCAGGAGGACGGGCAGCAUGUCUCCCCGGCCCGACCCGAGACCUCCAACGCCAGGAGCCUCAUGGACAUCGGCACCCGCCGCAUCUUCAACGAAGACCACGACAUGUUCAGGCAGAGCGUCCGGCGUUUCUUCCAAGAGGAGGUGGUUCCACAUCACAAAGAGUGGGUCAAAACAGGCGGUCAUUGGUGGGAGAAGGCAGGUCAGGUGAGCAGGGAGGCAUGGGAGAAGGCUGGUGAGCAAGGCCUGCUGGGAGUGAUGAUACCAGAGGAGCACGGCGGCAUCGGGGGAGACCUGUAUUCAACCGCUAUAACAUGGGAGGAGCAAAUGUAUUGCAACUGCACUGGCCCGGGGUUCGCCCUGCACUCUGACAUCGUCAUGCCCUACAUCGUCAACUACGGCAGCAAGGAGCAGGUGGAGCGCUUCGUGUUCAUCACCAACGGCUGGAUGGCCGAUUUGGUGGUGGUGGUUACGGUGACCAACCGCGAAGCUAAGACAGCGGCGCACGGUAUCAGUCUCUUCCUGGUCGAGGAGGGCAUGAAGGGCUUCCAGAAAGGGCGCAAGUUGGACAAAAUUGGACUGAAGGCACAGGACACGGCUGAGCUGUUUUUCGAGGACGUGAGGCUCCCGGCCAGCGCUCUCCUGGGCGAGCUCAACAAAGGUUUCUACUACCUGAUGAACGAGCUGCCACAGGAGCGGCUCCUCAUUGCAGACAUGGCCAUAGCAAGUUGUGAGUUCAUGUUCGAGGAGACCAGGAACUACGUGUUGCAGCGGAAGGCUUUUGGAAAGACCAUCGCUCACCUACAGACGGUGCAGCACAAACUGGCCGAGCUGAAGACGGAGAUCUGCGUGGGACGCGCCUUCAUCGACAACUGCCUCCAGCUGCUGGCCGAGAAACGCCUGGAUCCCUCCACGGCCUCCAUGGCCAAGUACUGGGCUUCCGAUCUGCAAAACAAGGUGGCCACCCAGUGCCUGCAGCUCCACGGAGGCUGGGGCUACAUGUGGGAGUACCCCAUCGCCAAGGCGUUCGUGGACUCGCGCAUCCAGCCCAUCUACGGCGGGACCAACGAGAUCAUGAAAGAGCUGAUUGCACGCACCAUCGUCAGCCAGAAGUGAGACAGCCGGAGCAUACGGGCGAGUUUAAUUGUAUAUUGUGUGAAUGAUCAGAUGAGCUGUAGAAAUUGACUUAAAGACAUCUUGUGUAAAUGUAACGGCUCCUAACUUGUGUGUUUAGUGAUCUUGACACUCGCACUGUAAAUGUAAUCAAGACGUGUAAAAUAGAUAUUUCCAUACCCUGUAAAUUAGAAUAAAUCGCUUAAUUUAAAGUGUGUGCUCUAUUGAUGGUUUAACCAUAUUUGUUUUAAUUGUUUCAGCAUGGACAAAUAUUAGCUACUUCAUUUUAACUGCACUUUCCUGCAGCUUGACGAGUUUUCUAACUUGUUUGAAUGUAUGUUUUGGGUACAAAAAGAACCUCACCAGUUUCUGUGUACUCCAUUAAAAUCGCACAACUGACUUGGGAAAAUAAACGUGGCCUUUUUUGAAUGAC